AGCAAUUUAACCUUUCCCCUCUUCCCCCCUCCGUGCAGCAUCGUUCCCUCUCACGUCUCAUCGUACUCUACUCAAGUCCUACUCUGACGCCUCCAAUAUGACUUCUCAAGACUGGCUUAAGGGUAACCAGCAGGGCCGUGUUUCCAUUGACGGACAUGAUCUCUUUCUGCGCGCUGACGGUCCCGAUCGGAUCCCGGGUCAGCCGGUAGUGAUUCUUGAAUCUGGCCUAGGUGGCUCAUCAGUCUCAUGGCCGCUCGUCACUCGGUACCUGACCCCAUUCGUCCGUGUAUAUACUCAUGAUCGAGCUGGUCUUGGCAAAUCCGAAAUCAACCCCUCUGCCAACCAAUACGAGCCUCGUGUCUACGCUGAGAAGGCCGCCGAAGAUCUCGACAAACUCUUGCAAAAGGCAGGUGUAGAUGGGCCAUUUAUCUUGGUGCCCAUGUCGUGGGGCGGAAUCGUCGCUCGGGAGUUUCUCGAGCGGAGGAAGGAUGAUGUGGUUGGCAUGGUUAUGAUUGAAUGUGUACAGGAGAGGACAACCGAGCUACGUCCGAUUGAUGCGCCGAACACAAUGGCGUUCUUGAGAGGGCUGGACUUUUUUGAGGUCGUAGGAGUCAAGGACCGACACCGAUUGACGCCAGUGGAGUGGCGGACCCAGCUUCAAGAAAUCGCAGAGAAUGGCCCGCAGACAGCCGUCGAAACUUUCGCUUGGCCGUUGACUGAAAAGACACUGGGAGAAAAGAUGCAAUUUGAAAGGCAGAUUCUCGGCAGUAAGCCGAUCAGUGUUAUCAAGGGCAACGCCGCUCGGGAAUAUCAGCAGGUGUACGACGCUGGGGUAGCGGCUGGCAACGGGACUGAGGAGCAGCGAGCCAUAGUCUCAAAGAUGAUUGACGGAAUGGAAGAGAAGGAGGAGACAUUGCAGCGAGAGCAACUGAAUUUGUCUUCAGUUUCUCGGUUUGUGCAGUUGGAGAAGCCUGGCCACCUGGUCAUUCUGGAGGAGCCUGAGGCUAUAGCUGCUGAAGUUCAGUGGGUUUUGGAGAAGUUCUCCCAGGAGAAAUGAGCAGGAGGCUAUAGAAUAGAACUGGACAACUGCAAACAUAAAGGCCAAGCAGAUCAAGGCCAAGCAGAUCAAGGCCGUACCUACAUGGCAAGCUUUCGAAGUGUUCUCAGAUAAUGGGGUAAUGCGAAUCGUCUCUUUCUAUUUC
This is a messenger RNA of Ilyonectria robusta, 1202 nucleotides long. RefSeq names its product alpha/beta hydrolase. Lineage: Eukaryota; Fungi; Ascomycota; Sordariomycetes; Hypocreales; Nectriaceae. The transcript is spliced from 2 exons. Gene Ontology annotation, cellular component: endoplasmic reticulum. Gene Ontology annotation, biological process: regulation of lipid storage. The coding region runs from base 98 to 1057 and encodes 319 amino acids. The record is from RefSeq and is a predicted model, not a curated record.